AUGGGGGCGUUGUUGUCUUUGCCGCUGAUGGCGGUGCCCAGCAUUGGCACGGUCAUAGGGUUCGCUGCCAGUUGCUGCGGUGCAGCAACCUGCUCAGCUGUGUGCAGUGCUUGCGGGAAAUGCGGCAACAGUGUUGCCACGCGUAUUGGCUACGCCCUCAUACUCCUUGUUAACUCGAUUUUGUCCUGGAUAAUGCUCACUCCUUGGGCUAUCGAGAAGCUCGAACACCUCAUGCUUGACUAUGUCAAGAUCGACUGCCCCAACGGCCAGUGCUAUGGCUGGAUGGCUGUCCACCGCUUCAACUUCGCCCUUGGCCUCUUCCAUCUUAUCUUUGCCGGCCUCCUCUUCGGCGUCACGUCUUCCAAGAACCCGCGAGCCGCUAUACAAAACGGAUACUGGGGUCCCAAGGUCAUCGUCUGGCUUGCUUUCGUUGUUCUCUCUUUCCUGAUUCCGGACGAGUUCUUCCAGUUCUACGGCGCCUACAUCGCCCGCUUUGGUGGAAUGCUGUUCCUCAUCCUCGGUCUCAUCCUCCUUGUUGAUCUGGCACACAACUGGGCCGAAUAUUGUCUCGAACAAAUAGAGGAAACCGACUCAAAGAUUUGGCGGACGGUGCUCAUCGGCUCGACAUUAGGCAUGUACCUCGCCUCGCUUGCCAUGACCAUUGUCCAGUACAUCUUCUUCGCUGGGUCCGGUUGCUCUAUGAACCAGGCUGCCAUCACCAUCAACCUCCUCCUUUGGAUCGGUAUUUCGUUCAUCUCAGUUCACCCCACAGUCCAGGAGUACAAUCCCAAGGCUGGACUGGCCCAGGGCGCCAUGGUCGCUGUCUACUGCACGUAUCUGACCAUGUCCGCCGUCUCAAUGGAGCCGGAUGACAAACAAUGUAACCCUCUUGUUCGCGCUCAGGGUACUCGGACGACCUCAGUUGUUAUUGGCGCUGUUGUUACCAUGCUGACCAUUGCGUACACCACUACGAGGGCUGCCACGCAGAGUCUUGGACUAGGCUCCUCUGGCGGCAUCCGACUUCCCGAGGAGGACGAGCACGACCUUGUCACCCAGCAGCCCAGCGGCCACAGGCAGAUGCGAGCCGAGGCGUUACGCCGCGCCGUCGAAGAGGGCAGCUUGCCGGCAGAUGCUCUCUUGUCCGAUGACGAGAGUGAGGCUGGCAACAACCACACCCAUGGCGACGAUGAGCGCACGAGGACCCAGUAUAACUACACCGUCUUUCACAUUAUCUUCUUCCUGGCUACGACGUGGAUCGCCACACUAUUGACUCAGAGCUACGACGAUCAGAACGCUGAUGGCAACUUUGCUCCCGUCGGCCGAUCCUACUGGGCCAGCUGGGUUAAGAUCGUGAGCGCCUGGGUCUGCUACGCCAUGUAUGCCUGGACACUUGUGGCUCCGGUUAUCCUUCCAGACCGCUUCGAUUUUUCAUGA
Molecule: messenger RNA, 1434 nt
Organism: Colletotrichum higginsianum IMI 349063
Lineage: Eukaryota; Fungi; Ascomycota; Sordariomycetes; Glomerellales; Glomerellaceae
Product: Serine incorporator
Exons: 3
Coding region: 1-1434 (477 amino acids)
Cellular component (GO): membrane
Source: RefSeq, a predicted model, not a curated record